AUGUCGAAUCCUAACCCGAAUCCGAACGAGAAGAAAAUGAAAGUGAAAGAGCAGAAGCGGAAAAAUAUCAUCGACUCUAUUACCCGUUUGGAGUCAUUCCUGCGUAAUUUUGAUCCAGACGAGCAUGGACACGAAGAAGAAUUGGACGAUAAUGAGAAAUUCGUGUUGGGAAAUAAUGAAUUGAGAGCCAAGGUCGAGGAAAGAUAUUUCCGAGUGAAAGCUGGUCUGAUAUCAAAGCGCUCCGCCCCUCAAACGCACGAGGCAUCGACCUCUGGUCAAGCUAACCCCGCGCAGUUGUCAGCUCCCUCGUCGCUAUCGAACGUGAAACUGCCGACGAUCACGCUGCCCGAGUUCGAUGGCGAUUUCAAUGGAUGGCUCACGUUUCACGACACGUUCCUUUCUAUGAUUCACUCGUCAACUGAGAUAUCGAAUAUGCAGAAGUUUCACUACCUCCGCGCUGCUAUAAAGGGAGAAGCAGCGAAUCUCAUCCAAUCCAUCGUUAUCACCGCUGCAAACUAUUCUGUCGCGUGGUACACGCUUGUGAAACGGUAUUCCAACAAGGGUCUUCUAAGGAAAAAACACAUUCGGGCACUCCUGAAAUACCCGAAGAUCCCGAAUAAUUCAGUGGAGGCACUGCACCGCAUACUCGACGAAUUUCAAUGUCAUACAAAAGUACUGCAGCAGUUGGGAGAGCCCGUUGAGCAUUUCAGUUCCAUUCUUAUGGAAUUGCUCGUAGACAAGCUGGAUGAUGCAUCACACAGUGCAUGGGAGGAAUCUAUCGUGUCGGAUGACAACCCGACCUAUGAGAAAAUGAUUGGAUUUUUGCAGAAGAGAACUCGAGUGCUGGAGACGAUCAUGAUCAACCGCCCCAGUCCAUCGUCAUCGAAAACUGGAAAUCACCAUUCCGGAAUCAAGAAGCAGAAUUUUCCUCGUGUCAGUACGAAUGCUAUGACUGAAAAUUCCAGCAAGGUGUUUCCUAUGUGCCUCGCCUGUGAAAAGCAGAGACAUUCGCUUAUGGACUGUCUCGUGUUCAACGGAAUGAGUGUUAGAGGUCGUUUGAAGGUCGUGAACGACAAGAAGUUGUGCGGUAACUGCUUCCGUAGCAGUUAG
Toxorhynchites rutilus septentrionalis is the source of this 1110-nucleotide messenger RNA. RefSeq lists its product as uncharacterized. The transcript is spliced from 2 exons. Bases 1 to 1110 code for a protein of 369 amino acids. Lineage: Eukaryota; Metazoa; Arthropoda; Insecta; Diptera; Culicidae. The record is from RefSeq and is a predicted model, not a curated record.